This is a messenger RNA of Candidozyma haemuli, 1560 nucleotides long. RefSeq lists its product as uncharacterized. Gene Ontology annotation, molecular function: triacylglycerol lipase activity. The coding region runs from base 1 to 1560 and encodes 519 amino acids. The transcript has a single exon. The record is from RefSeq and is a predicted model, not a curated record. Gene Ontology annotation, biological process: lipid catabolic process. NCBI's taxonomy places the organism in Eukaryota, Fungi, Ascomycota, Pichiomycetes, Serinales, Metschnikowiaceae.
AUGCUUCACUUACUUCUCUUCCUAUUCGCUACUUCCCUAGCAGCAUUGGUCAAACCAACCCUUCCCAGCCAGGACGCCUUCUAUACGGCUCCAGGGAACCUUUCUUCCUACGAAAAUGGACAGAUUAUCACCUGGAGACUUGCUCCUGGCAACGUCAGACCCAGCUUUCUCCCAAUGAACAUCAAAAACGCCUGGCAGUUCCAGGUUCGUUCUGAGAACUCCCUUGGUGAACCAAAUAUAGUGGUUACUACCGUUUUGGAACCCCAUAACGCUGAUCCAAAGAAACUUCUUUCUUACCAGGCCGCCCAGGACUCCGCCUCCAACGAUUGCAGUCCUUCCUACUCCAUGCUCUAUGGAGCAUCCCCAGAUACUAUCAUGCUCCAGGCAGAAAUGGUUUUCAUGCAAACAGCUUUAGCCAAAGGCUGGUACUUGGUGGUUCCAGACUACGAGGGAACCCAGGGAGCAUUUACAGCUGGUAUUCAGUCUGGCCAGGCCACACUUAACUCUUUAAGAGCUGUCUUGGGAUCCAAGGAAAUCACUGGAAUCAGUUCUGAUGCUAAAACUGCUCUUUGGGGGUACUCUGGUGGAACUAUAGCUUCUGGCUGGGCUGCCUCUUUACAACCCAAGUAUGCACCUGAACUAAAGAACAACCUUGUUGGAUGUGCUCUUGGAGGCUGGGCUACGAACAUUACUUCCACUGCUGAAGCUGCUGACGGUACAGCUUUUGCUGGACUUAUUCCAAAUGCUCUUUCUGGGUUGAUCAGUGAGUACCCUAGUCUUAGUGGAUUAGUGGAGCAAGAAAUCAGAGAAGACAAGCAGGGAGAGUUUGUGAAGAUCAAGAAAAACUGUGUCAAGCCUUCUAUUAAACAGUUUAAAAUGGUCAGGUUCUUUAGUAAGAAAACGAACCCUUGGGCUGUUUUUGAAGACCCAAAUCCGUGGGCGAAGAACGGCUGGGGCUUUUUUGAUAACCCUGAAUUCAAAAAGGUACUUAUUGAAAACACAGCUGCUUUGAAGCCAGACGGACCGAUUCCUGAAAUCCCCAUGUUCGUUUACCAUGGAAAAGUCGACGAAGUUGUGCCUUUUGUGAGUGCUCAAAGAGCCUACGACAACUACUGUAAAUGGGGUAUAAAAAGCUUUGAGUUUGCAGUUUCCAAGAACUCGGGCCAUAUGCUUGAAGCCGUUCAAGGCUCAGGAGCAGCUUUAGUAUGGCUUGAUAAGGUUCUUAAUGGAGAAAAGCCUGUUGAUGGAUGCCAGCGUACAGAAAGAACUACUAACUUACUUUACCCUGGCGCAGAUGCCCAGUUCAACCAGAUAGUGUCGACUUUGGUCAGUUCAGUGUUUGGAGGCAAGCUUGGAGUUGCUACAAAGAACGCAGACACUUCGACUUUAUUGAGUCGUUUCUUGCAGAAAGUGUUUGGGUUCCUCUUUACGUUUGUUGGUCCUAUUGCGUAUAAGAGAGAUGGAAAUGAAGUUCCAGACGUUCCUGGCUUGAACGAUGUGAUUAGGUUGUGGGAAGAACACGGAAUUCAUGCUGUUCCACGGGAAGUCGUUGUGAAUUAA